Molecule: messenger RNA, 723 nt
Organism: Cynocephalus volans (Philippine flying lemur)
Lineage: Eukaryota; Metazoa; Chordata; Mammalia; Dermoptera; Cynocephalidae
Product: major allergen I polypeptide chain 2-like
Exons: 3
Coding region: 192-569 (125 amino acids)
Source: RefSeq, a predicted model, not a curated record
ACUGCUUUUCUGGAGCAGGAGACUGGGUUGAGCUCUUGAGAGUGUCUAAGCAGAUGGAGUGGCACCUCUGGUUGACCCAGCACUCUGGUCUACAGAACUCCAGCCCAGAGUGGUCUACAGGGCUGUGGACACCUUAGGGUCUCUGAUGCAGGAGAUGAAUCCCUCCCUCCACUGCUUGCUGAUGUUACUGGAUGGGAUAUGCCCUUCAAGCCCCCCUUGGGGGCCAUGUUUACAGCCAGGAGAAGGGAGUAGGCUGGAGCCACGGAGAAUCAAGAAGGGGCCCAGGAAUUAGCUCCCUUAAGGUGGAAGCUUGCCCUAUUUUUUAUGGAGCCUUUGGUGCACUGGCUAUUGGAAGCAGCCUACUGUUGAACACCACCCUUGAUUUGGUCAAUGCUACUGAACCAGAAGAGGCAAGCUUUGGAAAAAUCCAAGAUUGCUACAAUGAGGCGGGGCUUGUGUCCAAAGGCUUGGAUCUAAUUGUCCUGCUCUCCAUCACCGGCAGCAAAGAGUGUAUCACCCAAUCCCUGGACUCGCUGAAGGAGGAUAUUAAAUCAAGCAUUUCCAACUGAAUGCUUUGGGGAGAUGAAUCUUUGCCACUGGUGCCUGAUCUCAGCUGCAUCUUCCUGCCUUGUUCUACUUCUCCCUCGAAUCUGGAAUCCAGACACCUGUCCCCACCUGAUUCAGUCUUUAUUAGGCUAACUCUAAUAAAGCACCUGCAACUCA